AUGACAGGUAAGGAUGAUACGAAAGAACCGAAAAGACUUGUGGGAAGAAGACGACAAAAGAUAGAAAAUCCCAUCGAAAUCGCCAACAAGAUCUCGGACGAUGAAUUCAUUACACAAUAUCUAAAACCUAGCGAUGAUUGGCCAGACUGGAAACAUCCCAAAGAUGAAACAACCUUUGCUCUGAGUCUCGUUCGUCCUACAUGUAUGAGCGAUGAAGACUUGGAAGCAUGCUACAACUUGGUGGAUGAGACAAGCGGUGCAGACUAUCGCAACUCGUCUCUUGGUUGGCAUCCAUCUGUGAAGAAGAAAGAAAUGCGGUCCCCGGAUCUUCGAUAUAUCCUGAUCAAAGAUGGAGAAGGCAGCAUAAAAGGAUUUACAUCCUUUAUGCCCACGUUUGAGAACCAUGAACCGGUUGUUUACUGCUAUGAGAUUCAUUUAAAGCCGGAAUUGCAAGGAACAGGUCUGGGCAAGCAGCUUAUGGGGUAUUACAUGGACGUCGCAGAGAACAUACCAAGUAUAGAAAAAGCCAUGCUCACAUGUUUCGUGAGUAACAAAUCUGCGCUCAAAUUCUACGAAAAGUUGGGAUUCACAAAAGACGAUUAUUCCCCGAGGGAGCGAAAGUUAAGAGGAGGAAAGGUGGUGAUACCCGACUAUGUGAUACUCAGUCGUCCAACGGCCGCAAAGAAGGUGGACGACUCACGAGCUCAUCAACCUGGACGUUAG
This is a messenger RNA of Fusarium coffeatum, 723 nucleotides long. RefSeq lists its product as uncharacterized. The coding region runs from base 1 to 723 and encodes 240 amino acids. Gene Ontology annotation, cellular component: nucleus. The record is from RefSeq and is a predicted model, not a curated record. Gene Ontology annotation, molecular function: histone H2A acetyltransferase activity; protein N-terminal-serine acetyltransferase activity; histone H4 acetyltransferase activity. Lineage: Eukaryota; Fungi; Ascomycota; Sordariomycetes; Hypocreales; Nectriaceae. The transcript has 3 exons.